Molecule: messenger RNA, 3762 nt
Organism: Chrysemys picta bellii (western painted turtle)
Lineage: Eukaryota; Metazoa; Chordata; Testudines; Emydidae
Gene: KLHL20
Product: kelch like family member 20
Molecular function (GO): protein binding
Source: RefSeq, a predicted model, not a curated record
UGCGGUUCCGGGGGGAAGGCUGGGGAGAACGGACCGCGUCCUGCUGGCGGAGCCGACGGGCGGAGGGGGCUGGUUACUCGCUGUUCCGGGACCCGCAGCAGCAGCACCCGCAGGCACAGACCCCGCGCCCGUCAGGUCUUGAAGUGUAAGGUGCAGGCUUCUCUUCACGGUGCAUGGACGGAAAGCCAAUGCGCAGGUGUACCAGUACUCGACCAGGAGAGACCGGAAUGGAUGUGACGAGCCGUUGCACCCUUGGAGAUCCCAACAAACUGCCAGAGGGGGUACCACAACCUGCUCGCAUGCCCUACAUCUCAGAUAAGCACCCUCGACAAACCUUAGAGGUUAUCAAUCUUCUGCGGAAGCACCGGGAGUUGUGUGAUGUGGUCCUAGUCGUGGGUGCCAAAAAGAUCUAUGCACACCGGGUGAUACUUUCAGCCUGCAGUCCUUAUUUCCGAGCCAUGUUCACUGGGGAACUGGCAGAAAGUCGGCAGACAGAGGUAGUGAUUCGAGACAUCGAUGAAAGGGCCAUGGAGCUGCUGAUUGACUUUGCAUACACUUCCCAGAUCACAGUGGAAGAGGGCAACGUCCAGACCUUACUGCCAGCUGCUUGCCUGCUCCAGUUGGCUGAGAUCCAGGAAGCCUGCUGUGAGUUCCUAAAAAGACAAUUGGACCCUUCCAACUGCCUGGGUAUCCGGGCUUUUGCUGACACUCACUCCUGCCGUGAGCUGCUGAGGAUUGCCGACAAGUUCACACAACAUAACUUUCAGGAGGUGAUGGAGAGUGAGGAGUUCAUGCUUCUUCCAGCCAAUCAGCUCAUAGAUAUCAUAUCCAGUGAUGAGUUGAAUGUUCGCAGUGAGGAGCAGGUGUUCAAUGCAGUGAUGGCCUGGGUGAAGUACAGCAUUCAGGAGAGGCGACCCCAGCUACCCCAGGUGCUACAACAUGUCCGUCUGCCACUACUCAGUCCCAAGUUCCUGGUGGGUACAGUCGGCUCAGAUCCACUCAUUAAAAGUGACGAAGAAUGCAGGGACCUGGUGGAUGAAGCUAAGAACUACCUGUUGUUGCCCCAAGAGCGGCCGCUGAUGCAGGGACCAAGAACUCGACCACGCAAACCCAUCCGUUGUGGAGAAGUGCUCUUUGCAGUGGGAGGCUGGUGUAGUGGGGACGCAAUUUCCAGUGUGGAGCGCUAUGACCCUCAAACCAAUGAGUGGCGGAUGGUGGCUUCCAUGAGCAAAAGGCGCUGUGGAGUUGGAGUCAGUGUUCUGGAUGACCUCCUGUAUGCUGUGGGAGGCCAUGAUGGUUCUUCUUACCUUAACAGUGUAGAAAGAUAUGACCCAAAGACGAAUCAGUGGAGCAGUGAUGUGGCUCCCACCAGCACCUGCAGGACCAGUGUUGGAGUGGCAGUUCUCGGGGGAUACCUGUAUGCUGUUGGUGGCCAGGAUGGCGUCUCUUGUCUCAACAUUGUGGAAAGGUAUGAUCCAAAAGAAAACAAAUGGACUCGGGUGGCUUCCAUGAGCACCAGGCGCUUAGGAGUGGCAGUGGCUGUGUUAGGGGGCUUUCUCUAUGCUGUGGGAGGCUCCGAUGGGACGUCGCCUCUCAAUACAGUGGAGCGCUACAAUCCCCAAGAGAACCGCUGGCACACAAUAGCUCCCAUGGGGACUAGACGGAAGCACCUGGGCUGUGCAGUAUACCAGGACAUGAUCUAUGCUGUGGGAGGCCGAGAUGAUACCACAGAGCUCAGCAGUGCCGAGAGAUACAACCCCAGAACCAACCAGUGGUCUCCUGUGGUGGCCAUGACAUCACGGCGGAGCGGCGUUGGCCUUGCAGUAGUGAAUGGACAGCUAAUGGCAGUGGGAGGCUUUGAUGGCACAACGUACUUGAAGACCAUUGAAGUGUUUGAUCCUGAUGCUAACACAUGGAGGUUGUAUGGCGGAAUGAACUAUCGUCGACUGGGAGGUGGUGUAGGCGUUAUCAAAAUGACACAUUGUGAAUCCCAUAUAUGGUAAGCGUCUAAUGGAGGGAAAGCCCUUGGUUCUCAAUCCUAUACAAACUGAAGAGACUUACUGACUCUGGAGCUCUGUGCGGCUCUAGUAAAAUAUAGAUCCACCUUAAUUCUUUGCUGGUGCCUCUUUCUAUGGAAUUAUAAAUAAAAUGACUUUUUGAGCGCACAUCCAAUGGGAGACCACCUUGUCAGACUCCAGGAACCAUCUACUACAACUAGAAGCUUUGCUUAUGUCCAUAUUUUUUUCUAAAGUCUCUUGGUUUUUGAAUAAACUGAACUGUAAAAGUUACUGUAGCAUAAACAAUGACCUGGGACUGCAAGCUGUGCCAGGAGUCUGGCAAAGAGGAGGGCCUCUCCUCCUCCAGCAGUGGAAAUGGCAUCCAUGCAGUGGGUGAAAGAGGAAAGUGAUACUGAAAAUAGUGCUUUUGCCUUAUUUACAGAGAGCUUCAUUUAAAAAAAAAAAAUGUACUUGACCAGAAAGGUGCCACCUUUGCACAGAAGCUUUUCUGAGUGCAGAGUAUAUUUAUUUUUUCAUUUAAUUUGUAUCAUGUAUUUUCUUUGUAUCACUCACAGUGAAAGAUUCCAUCUCUUUUAAUUUUUUGAGAUUGAGUUCUGACAGGCUGAAGGUUGGGGCAGGGCUACAUCCUGAUACUUCUGGACGCUGCUGCGCCAAGCCACUUGGGCCUCUUAGAGCACAGGAGCUGUGAAGAUUAGUGCUCUGAGCGUCUGGUCGGUUUUUGGGGCAAUGAGAAGCAGGACUGGAACUCCCAUCUCUUUGCUGAAUUACUGAUGCUCAAAAAGGAGGUUGGGGAUGAAAGUUGAAAAAUAGCUAGACUCCAAAAUUAUGCAUUUUUCCAGUGUGUGGUACAAAGGUUCAGGAUCUAUGUCUUUCCUGUAUGUGAACCUUAUGAGAGCACUUAUUGCCAUUAUCAAUUCUUGUCUCUGCUCACAUGGGAACCACUUGUUAUUUUUGGAGAAUCUAGAAAGAUAUAGUUGCAAUUUCCUAGCACUCGCCCCUAUUGCAGACUUGAAAUAGCUCCUGCUGAAGAAUGCUCUGGUCAGAAUCAGCUUAGCUCCCUACCCGUCUCUCUCCUGUUUCUUUAUAAUUCAUACUGGGGAACAUUAGGAUAAGGAUCAGAUGGUACCUCCCCUUAGUGAAUUUGUAUGCACUUCCUUAUGUUGGCUUUAGAGCUGGAAAAGGUAUGAGGCCUGUUUAAUAGAUUUCUGGAGGAGAUGGUGUGCAAUUGCAUUGUGAGUAAUGGGGUAUGUUUUAGCGAGUGCAAAAGCUGGAUGGCAGAGUGCCUCCAUGCUUUGAGCAAACAAGACAAGUUGGCUGUAUUGUUAAGCUCCAGAAUGAGAGAAUGUCAUGAUGCAACCGAGGUAACUUUGUGGCAUACCUACUAAAUUAGAGAUUUGAAAGGGUUGGAGGAAUGUACAUCCUUGAUAUUAAGAGCAGUGCUAACAUCUCAGUACGGUUUGGUUCCUAUAACUCAGCACUGUAAUGUGCUUGAGAAUGUAGAAAAAUAACACUAUGCUAACAAAAAUGGGUCAUUAAACAAGACUUUUUUAACAAAAACAACAACAAAAAAAGCUCCUCAACGGUUGGCAUUCUUGUGUUUACAUUUGAAGAUCAUUUGCACCUUUACAAGGAAAAACAAGUAUUCUGUAAACAAUUGUUUACAUGUAUCAUUUAUGCUUUUUUCUAGCAUGAGUAACUUGUAUAAAUAGCAGUGUUACCUUAAUAAAUUUCUUUUAUGCUGUUA